AUGAACGUACAAGCCGAUACAGUUGCCUCAUGUCCGGUACCUUUUGGCCCCAAAUCCAAAUUGUGGCGUCCUACUUCUGCUAUCCCGAAACCCAGGUACAAGAAUAAUUCCAUAGAAGUGACUGGGUGCUUGGGAGAAAAGGCAGUAGUAGCGCUAGUAGAUUGUGGAGCAGAAGGGAAUUUUAUACACGAACAGCUAGUCAAUGAGAUAGAAAUAAAGUACAGUAGACCACUGAAUCAAACUGUCUUAUCUCUUGACGGACAUUCAAUUUUGCUUGCUUCUAAAAAGAUAAGAGCCCUCAGGAAACGGCGUGUUCGAGACAAAAAGGAGCUCAAGAUCCCUUUACACCUCAAAACAGGUAAAUGUUUCCCCGUCACUGUAACCGCAGGCUCGCGCCGCUCUAUGCGCCACUUAAAUGAAGCCAAGACAAUCGAAAUGGAUAAAAGAAAACGAGCCCAUGAUGCCCAUACCAGAGCAAAAAAGGUCCGUCGCGCGACAAUUGCAUCUUACGAACAAUUAAGAGUCAUCAUAUCUCAGGUCCACGAUCUCAUCCGCAACAAAAAAGCCGCCCUUGAACCAGAGAGCGACGAUAUGGAAGAUGAGAAUUCAACAACCCCAGUAAAAUGGGAAGAGCCAUACCACUUCCUUGAACUCAACAAAAUCAUAAAAGGAUAA
Blumeria graminis f. sp. triticale is the source of this 675-nucleotide messenger RNA. NCBI's taxonomy places the organism in Eukaryota, Fungi, Ascomycota, Leotiomycetes, Helotiales, Erysiphaceae. The record is from the annotation of a GenBank genome assembly.